Molecule: messenger RNA, 936 nt
Organism: Sphenostylis stenocarpa
Lineage: Eukaryota; Viridiplantae; Streptophyta; Magnoliopsida; Fabales; Fabaceae
Source: the annotation of a GenBank genome assembly
AUGUCAUCCGUAGCUUCAUCAUCUUCAUCUCGUGUUUUUUAUGUUAUUAGUGAAUGUCUUUCUCUGAUUCAGUCAAACUCAAUUGAAGAUCAAGAGAAAGGUCUUCAAGUGUUGGUUUCUAUCACAAAGGUCAGUUCCCAUAACAGAGCCUCGUUAGCUCAAACAGAAGGAGCUAUUUCAACAAUAGCCACACUGACAAACUCUUCCUUCCCUAUCAUUCAAACACUUUCCUUGUUAACUCUUUUCAACCUAUCUCUAAAUCCUGACUUGAAGCAAUCUCUUGCUGACAUGGACACCAUUUACUACCUCAACUCUCUCAUCACCAACUCAUCAUUUUUUCUUGGCUCCUCCAAAUUGGCCUCCUCGUUGAUUUGCAGCUUGGCCAUGCAUGAUAAAAACAAGGCCAAAUUUGGGGUGGCAGGCACAGUUCAACUGCUGGUGAAAGCAAUUGAAGGGUCUCAUGAUUCUUAUGCGCACCACCUUCUGAGUUCUCUGGCCGAGCUUGUUCAUUUUCAUGGAAACUGCACUUUAGCAGUGCGAGCUCGGGUAGUGCCAGUGUUACUUAAGGUGGUGAAGGACACUGAUAACGAGGACUUGGCAGGAACUUCUCUUACUAUUCUUAAUCUCCUUGCGAGGUUUGAUGAAGGGUUGAAUGGUUUGAAGAAAACGGAUAAGAUAGUUGAGACAAUGUUGAGUGUAUUGAAGGGUAGGUCUUUGCUGAGCAAGGAGGGUGCAACUGAUAUCCUUAUUCGUCUUUUUGAUGACAGUGAAGCGUGUGUCACUGAGGCUUUGGUAUUGCCAGAAUUUUCAACGGUGUUGGCUGAUCUUUGUGUAAGGGGUUCAGUGAGAGUUCGUGAUAAGGCAGAUUUUUUGAUGAAGAAGAUGGCAGAGCUGAGCUUCGACUCUGAUAUGGAAGUAUGCUCCCUUCAUGGUUAA